AUGACGACCGAGCCUGCUCUUGUUACCACAGAAGCACUGAAGGACGUCCACAAUCUGGGGAUCCGGUGCCUGGUAAACGGUGAUGUAGUUCAGGACAGCAACACCAGUCAGCUGAUCUUUAAGACGGAGAAGGUGGUGGUGUGGGUCUCGCAGUUUGUGACUCUGUACCCAGGCGACGUGUUUCUAACAGGCACGCCUCCAGGAGUGGGCGUGUUCAGAAAGCCACCCAUCUUUCUAAAGGUGAGCUCAGUUUCCAGUUUCUUACACUGCGUAGGCUUGUUCUCCAUUUUCCAAUUUUGUGAAUCUCUAUAA
Messenger RNA from Ictalurus punctatus (channel catfish), 312 nucleotides. RefSeq names its product fumarylacetoacetate hydrolase domain-containing protein 2-like. The record is from RefSeq and is a predicted model, not a curated record. The coding region runs from base 1 to 312 and encodes 103 amino acids. Gene Ontology annotation, molecular function: hydro-lyase activity. The transcript is spliced from 4 exons. Lineage: Eukaryota; Metazoa; Chordata; Actinopteri; Siluriformes; Ictaluridae.